Messenger RNA from Xiphias gladius (swordfish), 1944 nucleotides. It is a transcript of the gene tmed1b, whose product is annotated as transmembrane p24 trafficking protein 1b. Lineage: Eukaryota; Metazoa; Chordata; Actinopteri; Istiophoriformes; Xiphiidae. Gene Ontology annotation, cellular component: COPII-coated ER to Golgi transport vesicle; Golgi apparatus; endoplasmic reticulum. Gene Ontology annotation, biological process: Golgi organization; endoplasmic reticulum to Golgi vesicle-mediated transport; intracellular protein transport. The coding region runs from base 39 to 797 and encodes 252 amino acids. The transcript is spliced from 5 exons. The record is from RefSeq and is a predicted model, not a curated record.
CCAAUCACAACAUCGCAAAGUUCUGAUGCGGAAGAGGGAUGCGAAGGAGAUGGCUGAACUUAGAUAGCGCUGUGUCUGGGAAUAUCUUCACCAUGGACCUUCUCCGGAGGAAAGAGGGGAGCGGGGGGCGGCUGCUUGUCCUCGCAGUCAUUUUCGGGUGGUGUUUAGGGUCUGUGCGCUGUUUCGGGCAGAGCCAAGACAGCGAGUUCACGUUUCUGCUGCCACCCGGAAGGUCGGAGUGUUUCUUUCAAACAGCAAUAAAGAAUGGCACGAUGGAGGUCGAGUAUCAGGUGAUAGCAGGUGCUGGUAUGGAUGUUGACUUCACCAUCCUCUCUCCAGAAGGCAUCCGGCUCAUCAUCGAGUCUCGACGCUCUGAUGGAGUCCACGUGGUGGAGCCUACAGAGGAGGGAGACUACCAAAUCUGCUUUGACAACAGCUUCAGUCACUUCUCAGAGAAGAUGGUUUUCUUUGAGAUCAUCAUCGAGGGUCAAGGAGGGGAUGUGGGUGGAGAUAAUGAGUGGGCAGGUUUAGAGGAGCCUGAUGGGAGCCUGCUGGAGUACAAGCUGGAGGACAUCCGGGAGUCCAUGGACUCUCUGCACAAACGCUUGGAGCGCAGCCGUCACAUGCAGACGGUGCUGCGGGCAUUUGAGGCGCGGGACCGAAACCUUCUGGAAGAUAACCUUUGGAGGGUCUCAUUCUGGUCCUGUGCCAGUGUGCUGGUGAUGCUGUGUGUGGCCCUUACACAGGUCUACACUGUCCGUAAACUGUUUGAAGAUAAGCGGAGGGUCUACACGUAGAGAAAACAUUGUGCUGCAUUACAGGACAGACUGGGAAGGAAAACACUCCCAACACAAGACGUUCAGCUGGUUACCCAUUCAGAUUAUACUCUUUUACUUUGCAUUUUGUUACAUGAACACCAGCAUUCAACAUCAUCUCUAGUGGAUCUUUUUUCUUGUUUUCAAUCAGCCUGCGAGCAAUAAUUAAAUAUUAUUGCUGUAGAUCAUGAAGGGUAACCAGACAAGGAAGAGAUGGAGGGAGUUGAAGUUGGUCAUUUAAUUUCAUUUAGUGCCUUUAAUGUAAAAUCUUACCACAAACCAAUGAGAGAAUACAUUUUUUAAAGACACGGCCUACAUAGACAGAACAAAAAAUGUUGUAUAACCUGUAAAGGUCGGUUAUACGACACAACUCAAAAACUGAUCCACAAUCUUCCUGGUUUGCCUGUUUACAAGGAAUAACAAUGUGCAAUACUGUUGUUGGUGUAUUUGUUCUUCCUGACAGUUUAAGAUCCUGCCAUUAAAUUGGUGAUUGGUCCAAAUUUUACGUGGUUACAGAAUAAUUGAUUUUUGGUUUCUUCGAGAUGUAAUGAUUUCUUUUUAUGUGCCAACAUGUAAGUCAUUGUUGACAAAUAAGAAUGUAUGGCAAGAAACAGGGAUGAUUUACAGUGUGAUUGCCAGUAACAUAGAAGUGUCAGUACUCCUCCAGACACAUAUGUAGUACGUACACAUGAAUGUCAGUUCAGAUAUGCAUCAUGAUAAUUCAGUGUGAACAUACAGAUUGCUAGAUGUGUGUUUCUGGACGAUCAGACUUCCUUUUAUUCUGAUGUUGAUGUUGUAUUCUGAUUCUGAUUACUGUUGCAACAGAAUGUGACAAAUUGUUUGUACUCAGCCAUGGAUUGAUUUUUUUUUUUUUUUUUUUUUUUUUACUAUGAGCAGACUUUCAUCACAUGUUCUAUAAAAUAAUUAAGAUAUUCAGGUUUUCUUGGGCGUCAUUGAUAUUAAUAAAAUGCUUUUUAUUUUUUUUAUUUUUACAUAGUAAAAUCUUGGUUUGAUGUGAGUUGUCUUUUUAGAAUGAAAACCGACAGGGCUGAAAAAUGAAUAAUCUUUAUAAAUGUGUUCUGUGAUGACUUGAAUAGUCACUGUAAAUAGUACAAUAAAGCAAAAACUC